AAGGAAGAAGUAGGAAGCAGGACGCAGUGGACCUCAGCCGGAUAUAUCACAGGGCUGCUGAUAGGAAUCCAGGUCCUUUCCCAUGAGCCUUUCAGCCACCAAGGCCAUGGACUUCAGAGGCUCCUCAGGUAUCCAAGCAGAGCCUCGAUGUUCCGUGAGCGAGCACCUCAACUAUAACGAUGAGGAGCUGGAUGAGGAGACCAUGAACUUCAUUUCUGCUUUGUAUACGGCCUUGGGGCCCCUCUUGCCCGAAGUCACCAAGCUCCAGGGCCACCAGGACCCCCCCGCCCACCUGAUGGUUGACAUGAAGACCAAGCUGAGGGAGCUGGGCUCAAGCGUCUCCGAUGCACGGAAGCGGCUGCUGAAGUACAACAUCUACCUGAAGAAGAAGCUGGCCAGAGCGAUGCAGGAGAGGAAGGCCCUCCGGGAGCAGCAGCUGAGGCAACAAGGAGUCAGUGAGCAGGCCAGCUCUGCGCAUGUGCCAAGGCCCGAGGUGGCUCCAGGGAAGUCCAGGCUGGGCACCGAGAAGAACAUUCUGGAGAUGCCGGCGGCCGAAAUGAUCAAGACAAAACAACCGGAUCGGAUUCAUCGAAGGAGCGAUACAAUGGAAGACCGUGCCCGGACGUGCAUGACCCCCCAAGGGAUCCUACAGAGAAAUAUCUGCAAAGUGGAAAACAUUUCUUCCCGCCCUCUGGACAGAAGCUCCCUGUGACCACCGAAGGAGAGACGUGGUUCCUUUCGCUCCCUCUUCUCCACCCAACCCCCACCCUCCCACCCCCGGACCCCCAAGAUGGCUGUGAGGUCGGCCAAGGCUGAGCACUGACCCCUCCCUGCCCAACGCAAUAAAUCCAUUGAGGUGCACGGCCUUCGCGUGGCAUCUUCUCUUGGGCCGUUGGGGAGUAUUUUCAAGGGGC
Thamnophis elegans (Western terrestrial garter snake) is the source of this 914-nucleotide messenger RNA. RefSeq lists its product as uncharacterized. Bases 83 to 712 code for a protein of 209 amino acids. The transcript is spliced from 9 exons. NCBI's taxonomy places the organism in Eukaryota, Metazoa, Chordata, Lepidosauria, Squamata, Natricidae. The record is from RefSeq and is a predicted model, not a curated record.